AUGCUCUGUCACUUCAUCGGGCUCCUCCUGUGGCUAGCAGCCGUCAUUGCCGCCGGCUCCUAUCUGCGUGAUCCCAAUGUGUUUGAGCUUACCCCUAAGACCUUCGAUAAAGUCGUUCACGGUCUGAAUUACACCACCGUGGUCGAGUUCUACGCCCCCUGGUGUGGCUACUGCCAGAAACUCCACGGCAGUUACUCGAAAUUGGGCAAGUUCGUCCACGACGACAGCCAGUACGCGAUCAACAUUGCGGCGGUGAACUGUGACGACGAUGUCAACCGCCCAUUAUGCGCUGAAUACCGCAUUCAAGGGUUCCCCACGGUGAUGGUGUUCCGCCCUCCGCGCCAUGAUGGCUCCUCCAAAAAGACGGACACGCGCCACAUCUCCGAAGUGUACCAGGGUGAACGGUCGUUUAAGGCCAUUCUUAACUUUGUCACGUCAAGAUUGAAGAACUACGUGAAGAAAUUUAAGCUUGACGGGACGAUAUUGCCCAAAUGGUUAGCGGAAACCCUGAAUGAGAAGCCGCGAGUACUCUUGGUGACUAAAAACGCUCAGGUAUCUCCCUUAUUAAAGCUGUUGGCCAUUGACUACUUAGAGAGAGUGGACUUCGGUAUUGUCCCUGCCAAGCAGCCAGUGGAGCAGUUUACUGUGGGUGACGAGGUCGUCGAAAUCGAGGAGGCAACGUUGCCGAUGUUGGUGCAUUACAAUAGCAAGACUAAACUGUUUGAGAAGUUCCCCGGCGCUAAACUCAACGACAAAACUAAGAUCGCCCAGUGGGUGACCAAAGUGACUGGCCAGAAACCUGCUGAGGGCAGUUUGCUGAAGUUGGGUAAGAAACUCUAUAAAAUCCGUACCGGUAAGAAGGCUCCCGCCAGCGACUUUGGCGAUGAGCUUUAA
Messenger RNA from Diutina rugosa, 894 nucleotides. RefSeq names its product protein disulfide isomerase. Bases 1 to 894 code for a protein of 297 amino acids. Gene Ontology annotation, biological process: response to endoplasmic reticulum stress. Gene Ontology annotation, cellular component: endoplasmic reticulum lumen. The record is from RefSeq and is a predicted model, not a curated record. The transcript has a single exon. Lineage: Eukaryota; Fungi; Ascomycota; Pichiomycetes; Serinales; Debaryomycetaceae. Gene Ontology annotation, molecular function: protein-disulfide reductase activity; protein disulfide isomerase activity.